GGGGCAGCCAUUGUUUAUGUUAUGAGGUGGGGUAAUUGAUUUUGUAAACAAAAUAUGGGGCUGUCAGAAGAAAGUGACGAAAAUGUGGAAGAAAAAUUUGAAGAACUAUGUUUGGAUUUGAACAUGGAUAAAAGAACUAAGGAAGAAUCAUGGAAGAACUAUCAGAAAAUAAAGAAAAACUAUCUGUUGGAGGGCGACCAAAUCCACUGGUUGGCAUGUGCCCUGUACGAAUCCUGCAGACGCAGCAAGGUGCCAACAGUGGGACGUGGAACUGUGGAGGGGAACUGUGUGUCCUUAACCAGACUGCUGCGCUCAUCCAGGUUUAGUUUAAUUCAGUUCUUCAACAAGAUGAAAAAGUGGUCGGACAUGGCGAGUCUUUCGCAAGAGUUCCGAGACAAAGUAAACAGACUGGAGCGCAAUUUUGCGGUGUCAACUGUGAUAUUUAAGAAAUUUGAACCAAUAUUUUUAGCCAUAUUCAAAAGUCCAGCGGAUGAGGCACCUAGACAGCCAAGGAGUAGAAAACAAAGGAAGCUGCCUUGCUCCUUACAAGAUGUCUUUAAUUUCUGCUGGACAAUGUUUGUACAAGUUAAAGGCAACUUCCCAGCAAUUAGUGAUGAUCUGGUGAACUCUUAUCACCUGCUACUGUGCAAUAUAGACUGGUUUUAUGGCAAUGCUCUGCUUGGGGGACGCAAGGACCUUCUUAAUCCAGAAUUCUCAGGUUUGCCUGAUGACUUCAAUUCCAAAGACUGGCGAGCCCCAAGUGAGACUCCAUGCAUCAUCAAGCAUUUAUGUGAUAAACACGAGGGUCUAGAAAUAGAGGCCAAGGUCAUAAAGGAACACUGGUGGAAACCACACCUAAAGAAGCUCUUCGAUAAGAAGGUGCUGAAGGGAAAGCUAGAUACCUUGUCUGCAGUCCUGGACAUUGGAAAUUUCGAAGCUAACAAUGAGGCAAUAAAUGAGGCUUAUGAAGAGUUUCCACUGGCUCACAGCAGAAAGUCUAUAAACAACUCAUACGAGGAGUACGUUCUGAGUGUUGGAGACUUCGACGAGCGCAUCUUUCUUGAUGAAGACGCAGAUGAAGAGAUCGGUACGCCAGCCCGUUCUCGGGAGGAUGUCACUGGAGAGCUGACAGAACGCAUGCAGCAACGUUCUAGUCUACAGCAGCAUGUAGACCAGACUCGGAGCCUGGCCCCGUCGACCCCACUGACUGGUCGACGCUACCUGAAGGAGAAGGAUGUCACCAUCACCCCGGUAUCCACGGCAACCCAGAGUGUCAGCCGUCUACAGCACUUGUUGUCUGGACGCAAGACAGCGCCCAGUGAUUGUCUGCAGGAACAACUUCUGGAGGUAGGAGGCCAGCCCCUCCUGGACACCAUACAGCAGAGAGUCAAGGACAUGGGGGAGAUCUUCUGUAACCACUAUGUACAGCCUGCAGAACAUCACCCAGGGAGUCAGAUGGACUUUGCAAAGCGUCGACUCCAGCUUGGGGAAAGCCUUUACUACAAAGCUCUGGAAAACAUCGCUCAGACAGAGAAAAGCCAGAGAGGAAACAGCAUCUCGGGUUUACUGGAGCAUGACCUGUUUCACCGAUGCCUGUUUGCCUGCUGUUUAGAAAUCACCAUUUUCUCUUACAACUCUCAGAGGAUGUUCCCAUGGAUUGUGGAGAUAUUUGAUCUGAGCCCGUACCACUUCUACAAGGUGGUGGAGCUGAUUGUGCGGGAGGAGGAGGGACUGACCAGGGAUGUGGUCAAACACCUCAACCAUAUUGAGGAGUGUAUCCUGGAGUAUCUGGCAUGGCAAAGUGACUCUCCUGUCUGGGAGGCUAUAAAGGUUCAAGGGGUCCCCCAGUCCGCAGAAGUGGCCCUACCCUUGCAGGCCAAUACCUCACAGAACAGCCUCUGGCGCAAAGUCCUUGAUAAAAACACAGGGAGUAAAGACCCCCUGCUAUCCCCCACGGGCCCAUCAGCAGCUGACCGGUUCAGUUCACCCUCCCCUGGGAGUGCCAAGCGACGCCUUUUCCUGGGGGAGGCGGCAGGCAAGACUCGCUCUGGGGCCGAGUCCCAGGCUAAGUCUGGGUUGAAGACCAUCUCCAUAACUACUCAAAACCAGACACAGCACCUAGUGGCAUUCCAGCAAAUUGUUACACAUGAUGGAAGACAGGUGUUGAUCCCAGUGCAGACAUUGGCUCCUCCCACAGUUGUCUCAUCCUCGGGUACCACGGUGUCCACGGGCUCAAGCCCAGAGGUCACGGGUGAUGGCAAGACCAAGCCUGUCCUACAUACGCCCGGCCACCCACGACUCAAGGUGGUAGAGAGCAAACCAGCCACGUCAGAGCCAUCUACAGCCCCAACCACUACCCAGGCCAGUUCUCCAUCCAAGACCCAGGCUCAGUCAACAGCACAGCAGGGAAAACCUGCUAAGGGAGGAUCACUGGCCAUCUUCUUCAGGAAGGUAUACCACCUAGCGCAUGUGAGACUGAAGGACCUUUGUGAGAAAUUAGAUGUUCAGGAUGAGGACCUCCAUCGGCAGAUGUGGACCUGCCUGGAACAUGUGAUUAUUCAGCACACUGAGCUGCUCCGGGACAGACAUCUUGAUCAGCUCAUCAUGUGCUCCAUAUAUAUCAUUGCCAAGGUGACGGGGAAGUCUCAGGCAUUCCAAGACAUUAUGAAGUGUUACCGGCUCCAGCCUCAGGCCCAGAGUCAUGUGUACCGCAGCGUCCUCCUCACAUCCCGGGGGAGGCACACUUCUGGAAGUUCCGAUGGCAGUCAACCGGAGGCAAGCGGGACAUCGUCACCAGUGAAUGGGGAGAAGGAGAUCUACACCAGGGAGAAACGGGCAAUGCCUGUCAGGUCAUCCAGUACCCUUCCUGUGCCCCACCCUAACAGCCAUCCCCCUACCCCCACCCGCCUCGUGGGGACGGGGUCAUGUUUUGAGUUUGGUGAAGAAAGAGGUGAUCUCAUACAAUUCUAUAAUCAGGUAUUUGUUACACAAAUCAGGAAAUUCGCAACAAGAUUCUCAGCCAAUAAUCAGAAUGGGGAUGUUCCGCCGUUGUCACCACUUCCCCCAACCCGGUGCCACACCACGUCCCCACGUCGUGUCUCACAGCGACAUUCUGUGUAUAUCUCCCCACACAAGGUCCAUAGAACUAAAGUGGCUGCAGAAAACAGGCUCCUAUACUGCUUCGAUAGAAACCCUUCUAAGAGCCUGCAGAUGAUAAACAACAUGAUUCGUAUCAAGAGCGAGGCAAAGACGGAGAAUAAGCUGGACUUUACCCGCAAACGCCCCCUGGAGGCAGACGAGGAGGAAGAGGGGGCCAUCUCCUCACCGAAAAGGCUCAACCUCUUCCGUAGGCUGCAGGAUGUGACGUCAGACAGGCAGGAGUCUGCCACCAAGAUCGUCAUUGUGAAAUAGGUGGAGUGUUUGAAAUGACUUGGCCACCUGUUUGAUUGUGACAGGUGAAUCACUCUAUGCUGUGUCAGAAAGUGGUAACAUUAAAAACAUGAAUAAUUUGAAAAAAAAAGAUUUCAUUAUCAAGUAGAAGCAAGAAAUCAAGCAUAUCAUCAUGAAAAUUAUGAAAAAAAAUAAGGAUUUUGUUGUGAAUUGGCGUGAAAAUGAAGGAAUCCUUUGUCCAGUUGUUGGAAAAUCAAGAACCUCAUUGUCAAAUUGGAGGAUAAUCAAGUCGUUUUAAAAUAGACAACUGGAGUAUGGAUGGGAUUUUUGGGGACACAAAAAUUGCUACAGAUAUUGUACAGUGUUGCAUGUGGAAUUGUAUUAUUUUAUUCCCAUAGUUUAUGAUCAUUUUCGAACAUUUUGUUGUCCUGCAAGGUGUUGUAGAAAUGUUCCUUUCGAUAAGUUCUUUACUAAUGUGAAGAAUACUAAACUUAGUAGUGGAUAUAUGUGGAAAAAAAUUGCUGUCCAUGCUUGCUCUAAUUCUGGAUUUUACAAAGUAGCGAUUGUUAUGGGGGGUUUUAUGCACAGCACUUGUGUAAUAAUUUGGGCAUGGGCAUCCGAAAGUUCAAUUUGAAUGACUGGAUACUGGAUAUAAGCAAUGGAGACAGGAUUCUGCAUUGUAAUAGAAAAUGUUAACUAUUUGUUGAAGUUGCGUUUCUACUAAAAGCGAACUAAAUUUAUAAUGUUUUAGUGAGCUGUAUGUAAAACAAUGAUUUUAUCGCUGUUCUGAUGUUUGUCUUUAUUUUCCUUUCAUAUGUGUUAAAUAAUUAAGAGUUUGAAUAGUUUCAGAAUUUAAGCUGCAUUACAUAAACUUAUUCACACAGGGCAUUUGACAUAGCUGUAUUCUCACUUCAAAACAAGAUUCUGUUUCUGGAGUAGAUUAGAUAAAAUCAAACAAAUUUAUUAGGCAUGGAAGUCUCAAUAGAAGUCAUUCCUGUUGGCCACAGUUAAUUCCCUUAAUUGGGCCAGAAAUUGCUCACAAAUCUCAUUUCAAAACAUGUUUAUAUUGGGCAGUAAAAUACCUUCACUACUGAUUUCUGUUUGGUUAUUUUAUUGUCUUUUUAAUAAUGUUCAGAGAGCAUUUGGGGUUAUUGUGGUUAAAGGGAUAGUACUGACAGAUUUUUGACUGUUCAAGUCUAUAUGUUUUCUAAACAGUGCCUACUCUAGUGAACUACAUUGAUACAAAAGAGGCUCAUUGACCAAUAUAUUUUAGUGUCCUAUAAUGACCUAUAACUGGAGUGCAUGGUUUUCACUAUGUGGGGUUGCCUGGGUUAUCAAAACAGUCUUAAAUAUGCACAUGAUUCAUGUUGGCCGUGUCAUUAAUACCCAUAAUGUAUAUAAAAAGAAACGAGUCCAUUUGUCAAUGUUUAUUAAAAGAAACAAGCCAGUGUGUCUAUUUAUAUCAUAAAAGUGUGUCAGUAUGUUACUAUGGUUUAUUUCCAGUUGGGAUCCCAGUGAAAGUUGAGAUAUUAAUCAAUGUGAUCUCACUAAGGUAAUUUUCCCAAAACACGGUAAGAGAUCAAAAAUCCAGAUUAAAUUUAUUUUUUAGGCAGAUGUGGUCUAGACAUACAGCUCAGACAAUGAUUGCAUGUUUCUAAUUGUAAUGGAAAAUAAUAACUAUCUAAAAUGUGCACAUGUUAGUAUGAUGGCGUGCUUCUAAUUGCUACUGAAGUGGCUAUUACCGUCUACCCAGUUUAUUUAAUUUCAUUGCUUUUGACUGUAUGUGCAUCUUUGUAAAGGAAAUAGACAAAGGCUAGUCAAAUGAAUUUCAAUCCCAAGUAUUGGCAUCACAUUAUUGUAAGGGGACAUUUGAAAGUUAUUGUAAGUUACAUGUUAAUUGUUUUGACCGUAGAUGUGAACAAUGACCGUGACCUAGAUGAAAAAAUGAACGCCUUAUAUGAUUUUGUUUUCUAAAGAGUUGUUAAUUGAAUCAUCUUGAACAUGGCUUAAUUGGCUUAUUAAAAACCAGCUCAUCAGUUUGAUUUGCCAUUUUUGUACAAUUGAAGUCUUGCUACAAAGUCAUAAAGGCAUUCAUGUGCAUAUGCGCAUGAAACCACUAACAACUGAUAGCUAUGACUGGGAGUACAUGUAUAUCACGUGUCAAGUUAUACUUUCUUUUUCAAAAAUUAUGCUGUUCUUUCAAAGAAAACUUUUUGUUUGGCACUUGCCCAAGUUUAAUUGCGAUUUACAACGGUAACACAUAGAGACAGGUAACUGGUGAAAUCAAUAUUGCAAUAGUGAACUAUGAUAUGCUUUUUCCAAAUUAUUUUCUUCAAAUAGAUACAGCUGUAUUUAAGUCAUUCAGAUAAUACUCUGUUUGUUAAAGCUUAAUGCAUUGGAGAUCAUUUUCAAAAUAUGUUAAUGCGUUAUUCAAACAUGAUUAGACGCAGCAAUUUAAUAUUUUCCACGAAGUCAUCCCACUUGUCAUACUCAUAAACAAAAUGUAUUAUUUGUUCUCUUCUUUCAAUAUAGCGUACUUGUUACAAGCCCUGUGAGUCGUCCUGCACUUUUACUGCUCAUUCUUUUUGCUAAGUGUUUGUUUGUGAAUAGUUUUAAUACAAUUCCAUGAACAGCUUUUGGAGAACUUGUAUUUUGAAUAUUUUACGACUUGAGCUGGCCUCUUUUCUCCAUUGGGAGAUGUUUUAUAUUAUGUACAUGGCUUUGUAGAAACAAAACAAAUACAUGUAAAUUUUCACAUGCUUCUUCUUGACUUUGCAAAUUAUGUUAAGUAAGAGUGGUAACAUGUUUUAAUCUGAUGUGGGCAUUAAUAAGACACUUCAAGUGUCAGCAGUGGCUUCUGGCCUGAUUUUCAUACUUGGUAUGAGACUGUUCAUAUAAUUUUUUGACUCUUUUAGACCUGUUUAAUUUGUUUUAAUUGUUUGAUUUAGAAAAAAAUAAACAUGCUUCAUAAAAACCUUCCUUGGUGAAAUAUUGAUUCACAGCUACUUGUGAAAAUAUGUGUUUAAAAUACUCCACAAGUCGGUUAGUCCUUAAACAUGUUUUACAAUCAGGGACAUGGAUUACAGAGACAGUUGACACGUAAUUCUAUUCUUCUUAAGAAAUUCUUCCCCAUUCACAUGAUACAAUUUGAAUAUUCAUUGCAAACAUGUCCCUAGAUGUUCAAUCUAGAGUGUGUUAAGGCUGUAAGGACUCAUAGAAGUUGAACAUCUGGUCCCAAUGCUUGCAUUCUGCCUGCUUGUAAUGAAUUUGCUUUAUUUGCUGAAUGAUUUCAAGUCAUAGACUAUGUUUAUUUUAUUUGUCACUAAUGGUAUUUUUUGUAUGACAAGAAUUGAGAAUGUUACAUUAGAAUACAGUUCAUUUUUUAUGAUUUUUUUAUAAAAAUGAUUCUUUAUGAAUGAAUUUGAGAUAAUUUGUAUUCUUUAUUUUUUAUGUCUUUUUGUGUUGUAUAUAGUUUUAUCAAAUUAUAUAAUAAUGUUAACAUUUUGUAUAUGACCAUUACCAAACUCAGAAAAAAACACACAAUACAUUCAUAA
Messenger RNA from Mya arenaria, 6944 nucleotides. Its product is annotated as retinoblastoma-like protein 1. Bases 55 to 3411 code for a protein of 1118 amino acids. Gene Ontology annotation, biological process: cell differentiation; negative regulation of G1/S transition of mitotic cell cycle; regulation of transcription by RNA polymerase II. Gene Ontology annotation, molecular function: RNA polymerase II transcription regulatory region sequence-specific DNA binding. The record is from RefSeq and is a predicted model, not a curated record. The transcript has 24 exons. Gene Ontology annotation, cellular component: nucleus; transcription regulator complex; chromatin. NCBI's taxonomy places the organism in Eukaryota, Metazoa, Mollusca, Bivalvia, Myida, Myidae.